AUGCGAAGAAGAGCCGGGCCAAAAGGCCCCCACCGGCCCAGCCCAGCGGGGGAUCGCCGGAGCCCAGGAAGCGGAGCAGCGACGGGAAGCACCCGGUCUACAGCUGCAUCCGCCGCCGCCGCCGCCGCCACCGCAGGUACUCUUGGCCCAAUGGGCCUCGAGACCGCGGGCCCCAGCCCGGCCCAUGACGACGUUCUCCGGCCCAUUGACCGGCCCGACUCUGCUGCCGCCGACGACGACGCCUCGCUCUUCGCCCUGCCGGACCUCCUCCUCGACCUGCGUGACGGGUUCGGCUUCAAUUCGCCAUGGGUGACCGCCGCCGUUGCCUUGGCGGAGGACGUCGACAUCGGCGACUGCGUCUGCGGCGGCGGCGGCGGCGUCGAGUUUCGGAUUGAGGAGCCUUACUUGUGGGGAUAAAGACGCUGCUUCUAGUUCAUCACAACUCGCAAAAGCAAAAGAUCCGUUCCUUGCUUACUCGGCCUCUUCCAUGCACUUUACGCACCACUAAUUCUGUUUAAUCAAUAUUUACUUUUUAUUUAUUGUAUUUAAUUUACUUGGCAGUGUGCGAUCGAUUAGCUUUUUUUUUUUCUUUUUUUUAGAAAAAAAAAAGUUUGUUUUGGGUGAUAAAUUAUGGUUUUGGAGCUGGAAUGGAAUGGAAAUAUAAAGAG
Molecule: messenger RNA, 668 nt
Organism: Ananas comosus (pineapple)
Lineage: Eukaryota; Viridiplantae; Streptophyta; Magnoliopsida; Poales; Bromeliaceae
Exons: 1
Coding region: 1-417 (138 amino acids)
Source: RefSeq, a predicted model, not a curated record